This is a messenger RNA of Melospiza georgiana, 2015 nucleotides long. It is a transcript of the gene NUCB2, whose product is annotated as nucleobindin 2. Gene Ontology annotation, molecular function: calcium ion binding. The transcript is spliced from 13 exons. The record is from RefSeq and is a predicted model, not a curated record. Lineage: Eukaryota; Metazoa; Chordata; Aves; Passeriformes; Passerellidae. Gene Ontology annotation, cellular component: endoplasmic reticulum-Golgi intermediate compartment; extracellular exosome. Bases 112 to 1479 code for a protein of 455 amino acids.
ACAGCCGCAGCAGCAGCGCGCCCGCCGGAGCGCCCGCCUCGCACCCGCCAUCGGCGCGCACCGAGCCCUCGAGCAGCCGCGGCUCCUCUCCUGCCGCAGCGGGACCCCAAGAUGAAGAUGUUAUCUGUGCUGCCCCAGCAGUGUCUGCUGCUGCUGACAUGUCUCCUAAUGGCCUUGGAAGCUGUACCUAUAGACAUAGAUAAGACAAAAGUCAAGGCAGAAGGCCAUGUAGAAGGAGAGAAGGUAGAAAAUCCAGAUACAGGACUUUAUUAUGAUGAAUAUCUCAGGCAAGUAAUAGAUGUCUUGGAAACUGAUAAGCAUUUCAGGGAGAAACUCCAGACUGCUGACAUAGAAGAAAUAAAGAGUGGAAAGCUAAGCAGAGAGCUUGAUUUAGUCAGCCACCAUGUGAGAACACGGCUGGAUGAACUAAAGAGACAAGAGGUAGCAAGAUUAAGAAUGUUAAUUAAAGCUAAAAUGGAUUCUGUUCAAGACACUGGUAUAGACCAUCAGGCUCUCCUUAAGCAGUUUGAGCACCUGAACCAUCAGAAUCCUGACACUUUUGAACCUAAAGACUUGGAUAUGCUGAUCAAAGCAGCUACAAGUGACCUGGAAAACUAUGAUAAGACUCGCCAUGAGGAGUUUAAGAAAUACGAGAUGAUGAAAGAACACGAGAGGAGAGAGUAUUUAAAAACACUGGAUGAAGAAAAGAGGAAGAAGGAAGAAUCCAAAUUUGAGGAGAUGAAGAAAAAGCAUGGAGAUCACCCUAAAGUUCACCAUCCUGGAAGCAAAGAUCAACUGAAAGAGGUGUGGGAAGAAGCAGAUGGACUAGAUCCUAAUGAAUUUGACCCCAAAACAUUUUUCAAAUUGCACGAUGUCAAUAAUGAUGGUUUCCUGGAUGAGCAAGAAUUAGAAGCCCUAUUUACUAAAGAGUUAGAAAAAGUUUAUGAUCCCAAGAAUGAAGAGGAUGACAUGGUUGAAAUGGAAGAAGAAAGGCUGAGAAUGAGAGAACAUGUAAUGAAUGAGGUUGACAUCAACAAGGACCGGCUAGUGACUUUGGAUGAGUUCCUGCGAGCUACAGAGAAAAAGGAAUUUUUGGAGCCAGACAGCUGGGAGACACUAGAUCAACAGCAGCUCUUCACCGAGGAUGAGCUGAAGGAAUUCGAAAAUCACAUUUCCCAGCAGGAAGAUGAACUCAGAAAGAAGGCAGAAGAACUUCAGAAACAGAAGGAAGAGCUACAGAGGCAGCACGAUCAGCUUCAGGCUCAGAAACAAGAGCUUCAGCAGGUUGUAAAACAGAUGGAACAAAAGAAACUACAGCAAGGAAUUCCUCCUGCAGGACCAGGUGGAGAACUGAAAAUCCAACCCCCUGCUGAGCACAAAGCUGCAGAUGCAGCACAGCACCCAGCAGGAGGAGAUCAGCCUUUACCACCAGGACACGUGCAAGAAGCAGCUGUCAGAACUGAUCCAGUUCACCCUUAACCACUCGUGCCUCAACUUUAUAGCAUCUUUAUUAUUUGGGGAGGGAGGGAGGGGUGGGGGGGACAGGAAAUCAGAGUCAAACAUGAACUUUCUCCCUCAGACUGUAAAAUCAUCAGGAAUGUUAGACAUGAAGUAUCAGAUUUGCUUUUUAAGUUAAAUUAAUUUUCUCUCAAAUGCAUUGGUAAGAAACACAAGGGGAUCAUGUAGAGGCUAUAACAGAGAAGGAAAAUAAGGAAACCAUUAAUACUAAAGGUUUUUUUGGCCAGGGGACUGAGAUGCUGAACUCUCCCCUCACAAAGAAGGGGGAGAUGUCUGCUAUUCUGUGUUUAGGCAUGAAUCAGGAUCUUCUCAGAGAGGAAACAGGGAACAGGCCUGGAUGUUAAGUUAGGUCUAGUUUGAUGUAGAAACUCUUUCCAGAAAUGCUGAAAAGCAAAAGAUGGGGAAACAAAGACCAUAGAUAAAGGCCUAUUUCCAGCACUACCAAACUCUUCCUUCUUUGAGACCAAAUAAAAAUAAAAUUUCUUAAUCACAGAAAA